Molecule: messenger RNA, 1662 nt
Organism: Drechmeria coniospora
Lineage: Eukaryota; Fungi; Ascomycota; Sordariomycetes; Hypocreales; Ophiocordycipitaceae
Product: glucose-6-phosphate isomerase
Exons: 3
Coding region: 1-1662 (553 amino acids)
Biological process (GO): glycolytic process; glucose 6-phosphate metabolic process; gluconeogenesis
Cellular component (GO): cytosol
Molecular function (GO): monosaccharide binding; glucose-6-phosphate isomerase activity; carbohydrate derivative binding
Source: RefSeq, a predicted model, not a curated record
AUGGCUCCCGCAAACUCGCUGCCCGCCUGGGCCGAGCUCCAGGCACACCGUGACAGCGUCGGCAAGAACUUUGUUCUCAAGGAGGCCUUCGCCUCGGACCCCGACCGCUUCGACCGCUUCGCACGCACCUUUGAGUCGUCCGGAGUCUCGGCCGAUAUCCUCUUCGACUUUAGCAAGAACUUUGUCACACAGGAGACUCUUCAACUGCUGGUCAAGCUGGCCAAGCAGGCGGGCAUCGAAAGCAAACGUGACGCCAUGUUUGCCGGCAAAAACAUCAACUUCACCGAGAAUCGGGCCGUCUUCCACACGGCCUUGCGCAACGUCUCGGGCGUGGAGAUGAAGGUUGACGGCAAGGACGUCAUGAACGUUCCCGGAGGCGUAAACGACGUUCUCAAGCACAUGAAGGAGUUUUCGGGCCAGGUCCGCUCCGGCGAGUGGAAAGGCUUCACGGGCAAGAAGCUCACGACCAUCAUCAACAUUGGCAUCGGCGGCUCCGACCUCGGGCCGGUGAUGGUGACCGAGGCCCUUAAAAAAUACGGCGCCGAGGAUAUGACGCUGCACUUUGUCUCCAACAUUGAUGGCACCCACGUGGCCGAGGCCCUCAAGAGCUCGGAUCCCGAGACGACGCUCUUCCUCAUCGCCUCCAAGACCUUCACGACGGCCGAGACGACGACGAAUGCCAACACGGCCAAGUCCUGGUUCGUCGAAAAGACGGGAGGCAAGGGUGACAUUUCCAAGCACUUCGUCGCCCUUUCCACCAACGAGGCCGAGGUCACCAAGUUUGGCAUCGACAGCAAGAACAUGUUUGGCUUCGAAAGCUGGGUCGGCGGCCGCUACUCGGUCUGGAGCGCCAUUGGCCUCAGCGUCGCCAUCUACAUUGGCUACGACAACUUCCACAAGUUCCUCAGCGGCGCCCAUGCCAUGGACCAGCAUUUCCGCACGGCGCCGCUCGAGCAGAACAUCCCCGUUCUGGGUGGCCUGCUGAGCGUAUGGUACUCGAACUUUUUCCAGGCCCAGACGCAUCUCGUCGCUCCCUUCGACCAGUAUCUCCACCGCUUCCCGGCCUAUCUGCAGCAGUUGUCGAUGGAGUCGAACGGAAAGUCGAUUGCCUCCGACGGCUCUGCCGUCAAGUACACGACGGGUCCCAUUCUCUUCGGCGAGCCCUGCACCAACGCGCAGCACUCCUUCUUUCAGCUCGUCCACCAGGGCACCAAGCUCAUCCCGACCGACUUCAUCCUCGCCGCGCGGUCGCACAACCCGACAUCGAACGACGUGCACCAAAAAAUGCUCGCGUCCAACUACUUUGCCCAGGCGGAGGCGCUCAUGGUCGGGAAAACCGACGACCAGGUGCGGGCCGAGGGCACCAAGGACGAUCUCGUCCCCCACAAGCGCUUCCUCGGCAACCGACCUACCACGUCCAUCCUCGUUGGCGGUACGAUUGGACCGGCCGAGCUGGGCGCACUCAUCGUCUACUACGAACACCUUACCUUUACCGAGGGUGCCAUCUGGGACGUCAACAGCUUUGACCAGUGGGGCGUCGAGCUGGGCAAGGUGCUGGCCAAGAAAAUCCUCAAGGAGCUGGACGACAAGGGCAAUGGCGAGGGGCACGACGCCUCGACCAGCAACCUCAUCGGCGCCUUCAAGAAAUACGCCAAGAUGUGA